Molecule: messenger RNA, 1208 nt
Organism: Cajanus cajan (pigeon pea)
Lineage: Eukaryota; Viridiplantae; Streptophyta; Magnoliopsida; Fabales; Fabaceae
Product: expansin-A4
Biological process (GO): plant-type cell wall organization
Cellular component (GO): extracellular region
Source: RefSeq, a predicted model, not a curated record
CAUCCUUAGCUAAGCAUUAAGCACCAACAAGUAAACCUCUCUUCCUAUCUUAAAUCCUUUGUGCUCUUAACUUCACUAGUACCACACAAUGGCCAUUGUAGCAACCUCUGCCAUCUCUCUUUUCUUCUUUCUUCUUAAUCUAUGCCUCCGAGGUACUUAUGGUAACUAUGGAGGAGGAUGGCAAGGUGGUCAUGCCACAUUUUAUGGUGGGGGAGAUGCAUCAGGCACAAUGGGUGGGGCUUGUGGUUAUGGAAACUUGUACAGCCAAGGGUAUGGUACUAACACUGCAGCACUCAGCACAGCACUAUUCAACAAUGGCUUGAGUUGCGGUUCUUGCUAUGAGAUGAGAUGUGACAGUGACCCCAAAUGGUGCCUUCCCGGUAGCAUUAUCGUCACUGCCACAAACUUCUGCCCUCCUAACUUUGCAUUGUCUAACAGCAAUGGUGGCUGGUGCAACCCUCCUUUGCAACACUUUGAUCUGGCUGAGCCUGCUUUCUUGCAAAUUGCUCAAUACAAAGCUGGAAUUGUUCCUGUUUCCUUCAGAAGAGUCCCCUGUGUGAAGAAAGGAGGAAUCAGGUUCACCAUCAAUGGUCACUCAUACUUCAACUUGGUUCUGAUCACAAAUGUUGGUGGUGCUGGAGAUGUUCACUCUGUGUCCAUCAAAGGGUCUAGGACAGGGUGGCAAACCAUGUCAAGAAACUGGGGGCAGAAUUGGCAAAGCAAUGCCUAUCUCAAUGGCCAAAGCCUCUCUUUUCAGGUCACCACAAGUGAUGGCAGGACUAUCACUAGCAACAACAUUGUGCCUGCUAAAUGGCAAUUUGGACAGACAUUUGAAGGGGCACAAUUCUAGAUAACCUAAGUUCACAUUUGUGUGUAAUAUAUGAUUCCAUUGUUCUCUUGUUCUGUUAAACAAAACAAAAAUUGUUCUCUUGUUUUGUUAUAGUUGGAAAGGGUGGGGGAAGAGAAAAGGUAGAUUAGGAGGAGUUCUGGCCAACAUGGCCCCUAAUGCUGUGGUGGCUAUAUGGCACCCGCUAGGCUUAAUAUUAUAUAUAGUCCUUUUAUUUUCUGAGAUAUCCCAUUGAUCAAUGCCUUUUCAUGAAGUAAAAGGUGUUGAUGAUAUCAAUUGCAUUGUAUAUUUGAUCCCCACAGUGGUAUGAAACCAAUUUGGGGGUGAUUUUAUAUCAUUUCAUGAUGCUUUUUUAUUGCAA